UGACAAGACAACAUUUGGGCCUCUGCAGUCUCUCUCCCAGUUUUCUUGGGUUGUUCUGGCCUGUCCACAAUGUUUCUGUAGCUUUCGUGGCUCUGGAUGGCUAGUGAAGAGGGAUGUUCAGUCUAAUGGCAAAUUGCUGCAGCUGGUUAAAACGGUGGCAGGAACCUGUCAGGAAGGUGACACUAAUAAUGGUGGGUCUUGAUAAUGCUGGUAAAACUGCUACAGUCCGAGGAAUUCAAGGAGAGUCUCCUGAAGAUGUGGCUCCAACAGUUGGGUUUUCCAAGAUUGACCUUAAACAGGGACGUUUUGAAGUCACCAUCUUUGAUUUAGGAGGUGGAAAACGAAUUCGAAAUAUCUGGAGAAAUUACUAUGCUGAGUCCUAUGGUGUAAUAUUUGUUGUGGAUUCCAGUGACGUUGCAAGAAUGGAAGAAACAAAGCAAGCCAUGAUAGAAGUUUUAAACAGCCCUAAGAUAUCAGGAAAACCCGUGUUAGUGUAA
Molecule: messenger RNA, 497 nt
Organism: Pelecanus crispus (Dalmatian pelican)
Lineage: Eukaryota; Metazoa; Chordata; Aves; Pelecaniformes; Pelecanidae
Source: RefSeq, a predicted model, not a curated record